UUGACAUACACCGUUGAGCCAGUAUCAACAUUCUUUGGAGAAACACCUCUUUAUUUCAGUGACGAACAGACUGCAACAAAAGUUGAAAUAAUCAAAAUCCACUCGGAAUACGAAUCAGGGGACACUAAGGGCCCAGCGGAACAGCAGUCUGCAAAAACAACGUCAACUGCAGAAACGGAAGGAAACGACGAAAGAACUGAAUGGAAAAACGACAAAGGCGUUUCAAGUUCUGCAUCAACAACGACAAGCAGCACAAAAGCCGGAAAUGUGACUUCGCAGCAUCUAGAAAACGUACCCAACGGGAGAAGCAGUGAGACCGAACAAGAACCGCAGCGCGUCGUGGGCGAGGCAACAUCAGAACACGAACAAAAAGCAUUGCAGCACCAAGCAGAGCAUGCUGCUCGAACAAUUCAGAGAAGCUGGAGGGAAUUCAAAACCAGGGGACAAUCUGACCAAGAAGAAGCAAGUAGCGCUACCGCACCGGAUAACGAAGAUCAGCCAAGCGAUACUGGAGCGGCUGACGCUCAUCUAAAACAUAAUCUUGUCACGGUCAAUCCGGAAGUGAAUUCAGGCAGUCGUUCUGAAGGGAAGAAUGGAAAAGGUAGAGAAACUCCUGAAGAAGCUACGAACGAUUCAGAAACACGGCAUUCUGUAAAAACUAAUAGAUCGGAAAAUGGUGAAAAUCGUCUUGAAGAAACCGGAGAGAUGGAUCGGCUGGGAGAGAAGAUAAGCGCACAGGACAGUGAAAGCGUCGAAUCGUUCAGUCUGAUGGAAGGAUACGCUGGACGGCAUCGGAUUAACAGAAAAAAGUCAGACUCUUUGAAGAAAUCAUCUCAACUACGUGGCAUGUUAGUUGUAGGUGCCGGCUUCAGUAGUCCGAGAAAUGGAAGGUUGCUGAUGCGCGAAGAAGACCCCGCUAGAAAAGUUGAAUUUGAAGUCUUUUAG
Gongylonema pulchrum is the source of this 945-nucleotide messenger RNA. The record is from the annotation of a GenBank genome assembly. Lineage: Eukaryota; Metazoa; Nematoda; Chromadorea; Rhabditida; Gongylonematidae.